AUGGAGGUAACAGCUGAUAUUACUAGUCUUCAAAAGGAGCUAGAAGAAUACAAAAAGAAAUUGUCAGACGCUUUGGUUGAAAACAAGAACUUGUCGGAAACAUUAAACAAGGUUGAGAGUGAAAGUAGCCAACUUAAAGUCAAAUAUGAAGAGUUGAAAAAGAAGGGUACUACUUCCACUGCUACUUCCACUACGACUACUACCUCGUCACCAGCUGCCAAGACUAUUAAAUCAACUAGUACUUUGAAUGGAGCUUCAUCUCCAACUCCAAUCAAAAAAGUGCUUCCAACCACCACAAGCACUUCAAGUACAAGCACUCCAGACAAGAAACCAAUUACCAGUGCUACAACCACUCCAAAGUCAUCGCCAUUGGUAUCCAAGCAAUUGACUCAAGCCAAGACAACUACCACAUCAUCUCCAUCAACAACUCCAACAAAAAUCACUUCACCAUCAACUGUCUCCAAGGUGUCUUCACCUGCUACAAAGACAACAACUACAUCCUCUCCAACUGUAAAGACUACCACCACUACCACAACUACCUCAUCUCCAAAGCCUGUUGUUGCAGUUCCAAAACCAACAGUCACUACUGUAAAACCAACCGCCACAAAGACAACUACUACCACCACCACCACCACCACCAAAACCGCAACCAAACCAACUAUUGCGCCAGCUGCCUCUGCUGCUUCUACCGCUUCUGCUACAGCUGCUACAGCUACUUCUGCUGUCAAGCCAUCAGCUAGUGCUGUCAAACCAGCCGCCGCCAAACCAGCAUCUAAAUUGGCAGCACCUGUCAAGCCUGCAGCCACUGCAGCCAAACCAACUCCAUCAACCACAACAUCUAAACUUUCACCAUCCCUAUCAAAGGAAAAGAUUAUAAAACCAGCUGCCACAACUGCUGUCAAGAAGCCAGCAGCUGCUGCCCCAUCUAAACCAUCACCAACUACUGCCUCAAAGCCAGUUGCAACUGUACCAGUUGUAGUUGCUGCUACUCCAGCAGCAGCUGCUGCAGUAGUAGUACCAACACCUGUAGCUGUUGAACAACCAACAGAGGUUGAACUCCUAAAGACCCAAACCACGUCAAGCACUUUGGUUAUUGAACAAGUAUCAGACGAAGAAGGAGACUCUAUCCUUGAAGAUAUCAGAAAGGCAGAUUCUAGCAAAGAAGUUGUAAAAGAGAACGACUUGGAAGAAUUUAUGCAAGAAUUGGACCAAGAGAUGGCCAAUGCCCAAUUAAACUCUAAAUCGGAAGAAAAGAAACAAGAAGAAGAAGAUAUCAAAAUUGUACAACAAGAGGAACAAGAAGAAGAGGAAAAGAUUAAUGAAAUCAAACAACAACAAGAACAACAUACCUCUCUUCAAGAUGAACUCUUGAUUGACGAUUUAAAGACCGAACAACCAAAAGAAGAAGAAACUGUUGUCAAUGAAUUUGAUGAUAUCAAAAAUGAUGAUAUAGUUUUGGAAGACAUCCAACCACAACAACAAGAGGUACAAAUCAUUGAAACAAAAGAAGAACCAAUUGUCACUGAACCAAAACAAGAAGAAAUUAUUUUUGAAGAACCAAAACAACAAGAGGAAGAAAUCUUUGACGAAUUUGAUGAUAUCAAAAAGGAAGAUUUAAUUUUGGAAGAUGUCCACCAUGAUGACCAAAUCAUUGAAGAUGACGAGGAGGAAAUCAUAAUCCCAACUAUUGAUGAAAAGGUAGAAGGACCAAUUGUCACUGAAGAACCAAAACAACAAGAGGAGGAAAUCUUUGACGAAUUUGAUGAUAUCAAAAAGGAGGAUUUAAUUUUGGAAGAUGUUCACCAAGAUGACCAAAUCAUUGAAGAUGAAGAAGAAAUCAUAAUCCCAACUAUUGAUGAAAAUGUAGAAGAAGAAAUCUUAGACGAUGAAAAUAUUGUUGGAGAUGAAUCAAAGAAUGAAUUUUCAUUCAAUCAAGAGGAAGAUUUGAUCAUUGAUGACCAAGUCUUGGAGACUAAAGAGCAACAAGACAAUGAUUUCUUUGAAUCAAAUAUUGCCAACAAUCACAUUGAUACAUCAUUGGAUGACUUUUCAUUUGAUGCACCAAGUGAACAACACCACCAACAACCAACAACAACCAAUGGUAACAAGGACUUUGAUGAUAUCUUUGGUGAACAAGCCAACAACAAUACCAAACCAUCAAAUACAUUAAAUACCAACGACUUUGAUUUUGACUCUUUCAACGUUUCCAAAUCAACAAUCAACAUCCAAUCCUCAUCUGAAAACAUUGAUACCAAUACUGAUAAUGUAAAGAGAAUGAUUAGUUUUAAUCUAUUAAAAAAAGGAACAAAUACUAUCCUAUUAAACAAUCAUAGAGUAAUAGUAUCAACAGUUUCAUCAUCAUCAUCAUACUCUACUACUUCUUCUUCAUCAUCAAAAACUCAAGAUACUAUAACAAGUGGUAGAGUUAAUAUCAAUCCUUUAUUAAGAUCAAGAUUACAACAACAACCAAAUGUAUCAUCAAAUAAUAAUAAUAACACCAACAAUACAAAUGAUUCAUCAGCAUUUCAAAGCAAAGUACAACUGAUGAGAGAUUUCAUUCAAGAUUCACUCUAUAAUACAAAGUAUGGCUAUUUUGCAACCAAACCAGUCAUUACAUCGAUUGCACCGACACAUUUCAAACAAUUAAAUACUCUUGAAUCAAAAGAUCAAUAUAUCGAUUAUCUUCAACAUAUCUAUAAACAACAUCAACAUUCAUGGUAUACUCCUGUUGAAAUAUUUCAGCCAUAUUAUUCAAAUGCAAUAACAAGAUAUAUAAUUGAAAAGUAUCUUGAAAAGAAUCAAGAUUUAAGUAUACCAUUGAGAAUAUACGAGAUUGGAGCAGGUAGUGGUACAAAUGCACUUUGUAUGCUAAACUAUCUAAGAGAACAUCACAAGGAUUUAUACGAGAUUACGGAAUUUACGAUCAUUGAAAUCUCUAGAUUACUUGCCACUCAACAAUUGGAACGUAUCAAACGUGAACAUCCUCACAUCAAGGUACAAGUUUACAACUCUAGCAUCUUUAAUUGGACUCACAAAAGAGAGGAUCAAGAAUGUUUUAUAGUCAUGACAGAAGUGAUUGAUAAUCUUCCACAUGAUCAAAUCGUUUUAAAUGGAAAUGGAGUAUUUGAAACUAUUGUUCAAACUCAUCUUUCAACAAUGAAUCAUUUUGAUCAACAAGAACAAGAAGGAGAAAAGGAAGGAGAAGAAACAACAAUUGACAAUCUAAAAAACAAAAAGAAUAGAAAAGAAUUGGUACAUUUUGAACAACAACAAUCUGUUAGAGAUCCAAUUAUAAAAGAAUAUUUAAAUUUAUUUUCAGAUGAAUUGGGAUUGGAUAAAGAUCUGUUGACUCAAUUAAAUAAUAGAAAUAGUGAUCAAUAUCAACCAGUCAAAUCAUCAUUGAUAAACAAUUUAAAAUAUUUCUUUCAAGGAGAUAGAAACAUAUUUAUUCCAACCGUCUGUAUGAAAUUAUUCCAAAUCCUCUCCAUCCACUUCCCAAAACAUCAUUUGGUACUUGCCGAUUUUGAUUUCCUUCCUUCACUGUGCAAAGGUGAAAAUGCUCCAACCGUUCAAGAGAAAUUACCAAUCCCAACAUCUGCCAAUUACCAAUCACCAAGCUCUAUCCAAUACGAAACAAAGGAAUACCCAAAAAUAACAGUACCAUUGGGUAGUUGUGAUAUUUUCUUCCCAACCAAUUGGAAGGAAUUGCAUAAAAUGUACACAAAGACAAAUCAACAAUAUAGACCUGAACAUUUCACAGCCUCCACAGUCAAAUCUUAUAAACAAGGAGAAUUCUUAAAACAAUAUGCCAAGGACGACCUUGCAAAGACUAAAAUUAGUUCAUUUUAUAAUCCUCUAACAGAUGAUUAUGAAAAUACUUCAAUUCUAGUUUCUUAA
Messenger RNA from Cavenderia fasciculata, 3897 nucleotides. RefSeq lists its product as uncharacterized. The transcript has 3 exons. The record is from RefSeq and is a predicted model, not a curated record. Gene Ontology annotation, molecular function: protein-arginine omega-N symmetric methyltransferase activity. Gene Ontology annotation, cellular component: mitochondrion. Bases 1 to 3897 code for a protein of 1298 amino acids. NCBI's taxonomy places the organism in Eukaryota, Evosea, Eumycetozoa, Acytosteliales, Cavenderiaceae.